CUAAUGCUUCUUCCGUGGCUAUAGACCGUUCUACGUUUAUGCUAUUUUACGAGGCAGAGUUAAAAAGUAGGACACCGCCUUAGGCAGACCGGCCCGUUUACUCGCAACCAGUUCGGGUUAUUCAAAGAGCCGCCCGACUUGUUACGAAACUCUUCUCAAUUUCCCAGAGCCACAUUGUUCGUCCGAAUUCCCAGAAACCCCAAAAGAAACAUACCUGCACGCCAUGGAGCAGGGAGAGUUCGAUCGGAUCCUCUUCUUCGAACAGGCCCGCAAGGCCGCCGAGGCUACCUACGCUAAGAACCCUCUCGAUGCUGAUAACUUGGCGAGGUGGGGAGGAGUACUGUUAGAGUUGUCUCAAUUUCAGAGCGUUCCCGAUUCGAAAAAGAUGAUUCAAGAUGCAAUUUCAAAGCUGGAGGAAGCAUUGCUGGUUAAUCCCAUGAAGCAUGAUGCUCUUUGGUGCCUAGGAAAUGCUCACACAUCUUAUGCAUUUUUGACACCGGACCAGGAUGAGGCAAAGGUUUAUUUCGACAAGGCAGCCUUCAACUAUCAGCAAGCGGUCGAUGAGGAUCCAGGGAAUGAUCUUUAUCGCAAGUCCUUGGAAGUUGCUGCCAAGGCCCCUGAAUUGCACAUGGAAAUUCAUAAGCGCGGUUUUGCUCAACAAACAAUGGGGACAGCAGGACCUUCUACUUCAUCAGGUUCAAAGACUUCUUCGAAGAAAAAGAAGAGUAGUGAUCUCAAAUAUGACAUAUUUGGAUGGAUAAUUCUUGCUGUUGGAAUUGUUGCAUGGGUGGGUUUUGCAAAAUCACAGGUUCCUCCACCUCCUCCACGAUAAGUGAGGCAUUCGCAUGCCGCCGACGGGGAUUUGCACAUUUUGAGAGUUUCUGACCUGAUUUAUGCAGAAAGUUGAGGAUCAAAUCUAAUCCAUCAUCCAUUAGUUUUUUUUUUUUUUUUCCCUUUUCUGUUACCCCUAGUAACGUAUUCCAUGUACAACUGAUAACUGAUAAGUUAAAAGUGUCUUCAAUCUUCUAUGUGAAAUGUUGAUUUUUCUCCC
This is a messenger RNA of Juglans microcarpa x Juglans regia, 1051 nucleotides long. Its product is annotated as mitochondrial import receptor subunit TOM20-like. The coding region runs from base 224 to 832 and encodes 202 amino acids. Gene Ontology annotation, cellular component: mitochondrial outer membrane translocase complex. Gene Ontology annotation, molecular function: protein binding. Gene Ontology annotation, biological process: protein insertion into mitochondrial outer membrane. The record is from RefSeq and is a predicted model, not a curated record. Lineage: Eukaryota; Viridiplantae; Streptophyta; Magnoliopsida; Fagales; Juglandaceae. The transcript is spliced from 6 exons.